CUGCCUGCAUUGUCAUCAAAACGCCAUCUGUUUCUGUAUCUUUCAUGGAAACAUAUAAAUAAAAUAUUGCGUUCUCGUUUUCUGCAAUUAUAAAAUCUUUUUUGGCUUGUGGAUCUGUACGGGCAUUUCUCGAGGAAAUCGAUGGGAAACGCCAACGGUAGAGAAGAUGGAGCCAUUGGCAGCGAUGAUCAAUCCGCCGCUGGAUCAGACAUCCGUAGCAGUUAUGCGCCGACUUCUCAGCCUCCGGUUCGGGCUUCUUCAAUCGAUCCCAUGGCGAAUAGUCCGCCUCCUAGUCCCGGCCGAUCUCGAUCACCGGUCUUGUUCGCUCCUCAGGCUCCUCUAGCUCCACUGCAAAGAGGUAAUGGUCCUCAUUUUUUCAACCAAAUGUGGCAGAACGAAUCUCAUGGGAUUGUUGAUCAACCUCCUGAGCGAGGAAUCCCUGUCAUGAUUACAUGGACUUAUGGUGGUAACAAUGUGGUUGUACAGGGAUCCUGGGAUAAUUGGACUUCUAGGAAGCAGCUGCAGAGAGCUGGCAAGGAUCACUCGGUUGUUAUGGUCCUCCCAUCCGGCUUAUAUCAUUACAAGUUUAUUGUUGAUGGCGAACAGAGAUAUAUACCUGAACUUCCUUAUGUAGCUGAUGAGAUGGGUUGUGUCUGUAAUCUUCUUGAUGUUAAUGAUUAUGUACCUGACAUUCCCCAGAGUAUUAGCGAAUUUGAGCCCCCACCCUCUCCAGAAGCCAGUUAUGGCCAAGCGUUUCCUGCUGAAGAAGACUUCGCAAAAGAGCCAAUGGCAGUCCCUCAACAGCUGCAUCUCACUGUCCUUGGUAUGGAGAAUUCAGAUGUAGGUACCUCUUCAAAGCCUCAACACGUUGUGCUAAACCAUGUUUUCAUUGAAAAAACUUGGCCGCAGUCUGUGGUUGCGCUGGGACUUACUCAUAGGUUCCAGUCCAAAUAUGUGACCGUUGUUCUCUACAAACCUCUCAAACGGUAACCUUUUGCAAGGGAAAAAGAAGAAAGGUAACAUGACAUCUUUUCUCCUCCCUUUCAUUUUUCAUUUUUAAUACCUCAAGUCUGUAAAGUUGAAAUUUUAUGUAGACUCAGUAGGUAUAUGAACGUGUUUUGUUUUGUCCAUAAAUGUGCUAUAAGUCAUGUUUGUGUUGCUGUAUAAAAUCUUCUCGUUUUCCAAUAA
Neltuma alba is the source of this 1188-nucleotide messenger RNA. Its product is annotated as SNF1-related protein kinase regulatory subunit beta-1-like. Lineage: Eukaryota; Viridiplantae; Streptophyta; Magnoliopsida; Fabales; Fabaceae. Gene Ontology annotation, molecular function: protein binding. The record is from RefSeq and is a predicted model, not a curated record.